Brachypodium distachyon (stiff brome) is the source of this 2191-nucleotide messenger RNA. Its product is annotated as AT-rich interactive domain-containing protein 6. Gene Ontology annotation, cellular component: nucleus. The record is from RefSeq and is a predicted model, not a curated record. Gene Ontology annotation, molecular function: DNA binding. The coding region runs from base 149 to 1780 and encodes 543 amino acids. The transcript has 13 exons. Gene Ontology annotation, biological process: regulation of transcription by RNA polymerase II. NCBI's taxonomy places the organism in Eukaryota, Viridiplantae, Streptophyta, Magnoliopsida, Poales, Poaceae.
UGAUCUGUCUGUCACUCAAGCCCGUCCACCUUCUGUCCUUCUCCUCCGUCCCCUUCCUCUGCGCAAACCCUAGCUCACCCUACCGCGCGCUCGCCACCGCCGUGCUCGCCCGUCUAGGCGCGGACUCAGCGGCGCACGUCUCCGGGCCAUGCGCAAGGUCGAGCCCGCCCCCGCUGAGGGUGGCCAGGCCGAGGCCGCCGAUUCCGUGGCUUCCGUGAAGGAUUCGGCGAAUCCCGAGGGCGGGGAGGCGGAGGAACAGGGGGAGGAGGAGGACGAUGCCAUGGUUGAUGCCGAAUCCGAACUCGAAGCUGAAGCUGACGCCGGAGCCGUUGGUUCCAUGGAGGAUUCGGCAGUGCCCGAAGAAGGGGGUGCCGAGGAAGAGGCGGAGGAGCGCAAGGGCGAGGUCCUGCUAGAUGCGGCCGCCGUCGCCGUUGGGUCUGUGGACGAUUCAGUGAAGCCUGAAGGUGACAGUGCGGUGGAAGAGGCCGCUGAGGAGCACAGGGACGAUGCCCUGGUGGAUGAUCAUGUCAAGACUGAAGACCAGGGAACCGAGUCAGCGGAGACGAAGGAUGAGAUCCAGGGAAAUGAGGGGGGCGAGAUGAAGUAUGACACCCAGGGAAACGAGGCGGCUGAGAUGGAGGUUGAUAAAGCAGGAAAUGGAGAUGGGCACACUGAGGCCAAGGUGGAUAGCGACAACGGCAGCUCACCGAAAGGGGAAGGCAACAACGAUGGAGAUACCAAGAAGGAUGUCAAUGGAGAGAAUCAGCUAGUGUCAGCACCAGCUGGGGUAGAUGGGGAGGGCCAGAACUUGUCCAACAAGGUCUCAGACAACUCCUUCAUGUUUGAUUACACUCUUGGUGGUGAUGACUCCGGGACAGAGGAGGAGCAGGCUGAGUUCCUCAAGGAGCUCGAGCGGUUCCACACGGAAAAGUUACUGGAAUUCAAGGCCCCAAAGUUUUAUGGAGAAGGAUUGAAUUGCCUCAAGUUGUGGAGACAAGUAACUGGAUUGGGUGGCUAUGAUCAGGUGACAUCAAACAAGCUGUGGCGUCAAGUGGGAGAAUCGUUUAAACCUCCAAAGACAUGCACAACCGUUUCAUGGACCUUUCGUAACUUCUAUGAGAAGGCACUUAUUGAAUAUGAGAAACACAAAAUUGAGACAGGCGAAUUCCAUGUGGCUGCAUCUACUUUAACAGAUCGAAUUGUUUCUGAUAGUCAGGUGGGUGGAAGCAAUGCAGGAUCUGGAAGAGCUAGAAGAGAAUCUGCAACUCGUGCCAUGCAAGGCUGGCAUUCUCAACGCCUGCUGGGCAAUGGUGAAAUUGCUGACCCAGUAAUUAAGGAUAAAGCGGCGGCUCUAUCUGUUCCAAAGAAGGAUAAAACUCCGAAAAGCAGUGGUUCUGCAAAGAGGAAAAGGACACCAACCUUGGAAGAUGAAAGGGUGAUGCCAUACAAAUCUGAGAAGCUACAAAAUGACUCGUCGGUUAUUGAUAUUGGCCCUCCUGCUGACUGGGUGAAGAUAAAUGUUCGGAGAACCAAAGAUUGCUACGAAGUCUAUGCACUGGUUCCUGGCCUUCUGCGCGAAGAGGUACAUGUUCAGUCAGAUCCUGCUGGCCGUUUGAUAGUUACGGGAGAGCCUGAGCAACUAGAUAAUCCUUGGGGUGUUACUCCAUUCAAGAAGGUAAUUAGUUUGCCCUCCCGCAUUGAUCCUCACCAAACCUCAGCAGUUGUCACUCUCCAUGGGCAGCUAUUUGUUCGUGCACCGUUUGAGCAGUCAAAAUCAUGACGCCCUACUUGACGGAGCAUAAUAAUACAUGUUGCCUUGCUGGUGUGGUUACCUGUUGUUGCAUGGGCCAAGAAGUUUGCCCAUCCUGAUUGUCGUUACACUCUAGUUCCUUGCUGCUCCUAGGCUCCUCAGCCAUGUUGUAUGUCCUGUGUAUUGGUUAAUUCUAAUUAAUUAGAUGGCCUAGUCCUGUGCAUUGCCUGUGACAUGUUAGCUUAAGUUCCAACCUCCCGGAGCCAUUAGCCUAGGAUCCUGAUGUUCAGAUGUUCAUGGUUUAUUUGUUCCUUUCAACUGUUUAACCAUAAAAGGGGAUUGAUGGUGAUUUGUAGCGUUGUAGGCUUGUAGCUUGUUCCUAUUACCUGAGUUUGUCAUACUAUUCAGAACAAAUGCAGAUAGAUGUUCAUGACAGUUGCU